CUAAUUUCAAUUUUUUUUUUCGUGAUGAAAGCACCCCAAAAAUGAGUGCAGAGCUGCUUUUUUACUAUCCCAGUUUGACCCUUUAAAUAGCCUUUGUACCUGCGACCCUAUAUAUUUUCUCUUUAACUUUGCAUCUCGACGCCGUUUUUAAUUUUUAUUUAUAAUCUUUGUUUCAAUAUUAAUAUCUAAGAAACGCUUCCCAUAUUCUUAGUAGUUUUUAAUGUUUAGCGUUUGAUUUUAAUUGAACUCUUAAAGUGUUAAAUACCCCUUUUGCCCUUUUGUCUAUAAAGUUUGGCGCUGGGGGAAAAAAAUGGAAAGAGCUGUAGCUGGCUAGGAUUAGCAGCUCCUCUACAGAAGGAGCCUCAGUAACAGCUAGUUUUAUUUCAGUGUAACAGCCAGACCACCUGAUCAUACAUAUUUCUGACAACACAACAACAAGGUAAGGCGCUAUUUUUUCCGCUAACCUAAUGUUACUUUGUUGAGAAAGAUUAUCGUGAACUUCCGAGGUCGCUAGCUAGCCGGUUGUAGCCAGCAUUAGCCAGUGUUCUGGCGAAUUGUGCUGCCAUGUCGAAAAGUGCUGCCGUAGCUCAGAGGCUACAGUGCGCGCUAUUUACUGGUUUGUUUUUAAUUACUAGCAGGCGUAAGUGCACCUACAAACCGACGAAAACGUAUAGUGGUUCUCUAUUAUGAAAUAUUACGUAAGAUCUUUUGAUAAGUGUAUUUCAGUAGGCUAACAAACCCUACCAAUGACCACAGAGUAGAGUGAUGUCGUAUUAUGCCACCUCUUGCUUAAUGUGCAUUGUCAGAGCCUGUUUCGACCCCACUUCACUAAAUUAUCAAUUAAUAUUUCCGGUAAGGGUAUAUCGAUACACUUAUGAUAUAUAUACAACUGUACAUUGAUCUUCAAUCGUGACAAGCGCUCGGGAUCGCAGCCUUUCACACCUGCGCAGAGCCGCUUUAGUAGCGCAGCUUGAUCGGAAGCAACAACCCUCAUUACACCAGCUGGUAGACGAGCCUAUCGCAGAUUGCUAUUGUUACCUAAAUAAGUACUUUUAAUGGAGAAAAGACAGUUGCCAACACACAUAUUUGCAGUGUCAGAGUGUAUUGAAGAUAGUGUCCAAAACAGCUACAGCUUCUCCAGUAAUCAUGGGUAUGUUUGCUGUAGAGCAGGUUUUAAAACUCUAUUGUCAUCAACAGAAAUAAAGUUUGCUGCAUGUUUCCUUGUCGGCAGUAGCUAACACUAACCUUUGCGGAGACACUUGUUAGUCAGAUGAGCCAGAAAGAUUGGCUUCUGGGUAAAAACUCACCGUUGACGCUGACUUUAAAUUGAUUUUCAGGGAUUUAGUUUUGAUCCUAUUUGUCAACGAUGGCUCUGUAACUGUGGAUAAAUUACGAUUCCUCAUCGUAAUGCAUCCAUAGUAUCACCAUAUCUAGCCGUGCAAAAUACAAACUGCAUUAAGAUUUACGUUUUUUGUUCAGUACUUUAGUAUUCAAAUCAUGCUAUGAUUGCUUUUGGAGUCUCUAAAGAUAUAAUUAAAUUGUUAUCUUACUGACAGCUACGUACAACUGAAGUUUUCAUUUAAGCUGUCAUUUUAGACUAAUCAAACUGUCGUGUUGAGAUUGCAAACUAGGAUCUAGGGUCAGAAACUGAAUAUCUCAAUAAAUAUUCAAAUCUCUGUUUAUUUUGUCUGUGUAGGUCUCUGGUACUCCCUUCCAAAAUGUCCCAAACUUAGUAAAGGAAAGGUUUUGACCUCCCUGAUAUCGAGUUGGGAAGCUUCCUAAUAAGGUACUGGUUCAAGACAGCCUUUCAGAGGUGUCACGUGACUGCAGAUGACUUCCCCAAAGGGUAGAAUGGGGGCGCUGUUUCACCGUCCUUCUGCAGGCUUUGGAAAUGAUUGCAGAGCCUGUGACAAUUUAUAUUUGCUUAGUCAUGCGGUCUGUGUGACAGUUCUGUUUCAUUACCUUUGAUUACAGUCGUGCUGCAUGUCAUUGUUCAUCACACAAGGCAAGGUUUGGGAUGACAUUACAUGCUCCUAUCUUUGGGACAGAUCCACAAAUUAAGCCAUGUUGACUAGAAUUUAUUUACUUCUAUCAUACACUACUUAUGUAUAUAGUACUUAUAUGGGAGCAAUGAAUAUAAACUCAGUCAAGUAUUUUUACUGUGCUUCAGGAGAUGAGACAGGAAACCAAAAAACCUUUUGCAGUUUUUCAGCUUUCCAGUCUUUUAUGGCGUACUUUACCCCCUUUACCUUAUUGAUUUUCAGAAAUUUAAAGGAGUAAUUUGCUAUCAUUUGAAAGAUUUUGUCCAGGAAGUCUGUCUGUUUCUUUUCUUUUUUUUUUUUUAAAGGACAGCUGAACCUGACAGUUUAACCAUCUCAACUUUUCAAAACUUCGAACUUAUAUGAGCACAUGCUGAUGUUCCACCAAUUUUUAACCCUUAAGACCCAACCUCCAGUGUUGAGGCCAAAAAAAAAAGAAUAAGCCAAAAGUGUGAAAAAACAGAGGUUCCUCAAGUGUCUAUUUGUGACUGCAAAGCCCAGGAAACCCCAACCUGUCCAAUCGUAAAAACACCCAUUCAUUCAACAGAAUUGAAGACAUUUGCAGUCUACAUUUAAUAUUUUUGGUAUGUAGCUCAUUAAUUUAGUCAUACACACAAGAUAUUGAGGGUGAGAAUGAUUUAAAAAAAAAAAAAGAUUCAUGAAUAGGUGCAGCACUGUACCGGAUUGCCAGGAGGCUGAAAUCAUUUGUUCAUUGCUGGACCAUGCUCAUGUUUUAUACAGUUGAGACAGUUACGUGGUGGCUUCAUUUAAAACAAGACACGUCACAGUGUAUUAAAACAGUGCACAACACAGUGGUGAAACACACUUUGUCCCUCUGACUUACCAGCCCAGCACAACUAAUUUCAUUCACAGUAAUCAAUAAACUUCUGCUCGGUAUCAUCUGCAAUAAACUGACGUAUUCUCCUCCCUUUUAUUUGACAGGGCACUUGAUUCCUCAACACCACCCUUGGGUCUGAAGAUGGAUGUGGACCAUGUCCACUGUGUGUCCUGUGUAAACCAAAGAUGUAUGGUUAGACCUGAGCCAGGUGUUAGCUGUGAUCUUAUCUCCUGUCCACAGGUGUGUGGCGCUGUAUUUCACUCCUGCAAAGUUGAUGAACACCACUUUUUGUGCCCAUUGGUGAGGGUACCAUGCCUAAACAGUGGAUAUGGCUGCCCUGCCACCCUGCUGCGCAACCAAAUGUACGCACACCUUGAAGUAUGUCCAGCUGGUGUGGUUUGCUGCACCAUGGAGUGGAACAGAUGGCCUGUAAGCUGCCUGGACUAUACAUCCUAUGAGAGCCUGAGCCGAGGGGUGAAAGAGGCAGAGCAGCUGGACAUGGCACUCGCCCUUCAGGACCAGCGUACGCUACUGGAGUCACUCAAAGUGAUUGCCAUGACACCAACUGCAGAGAGAGAGCUGCUUGUUCCUGUUAGUAAAGACAACAGGACAACAGACUCGGCUUUGCUUGUUUCUGCUCCCGAGGCUGCCACCUUUAUUGAGUCACCAGCAAAGUCAUUAUCCUCAUGUCAGCCACAAACUCCCCGAGCAGGCUCAGCACAGGAGAAGAUAGUCGGUGGAAUAAAUGGCUUGAAUGAGGAGCACUUUGGUAAACUUUAUGAGGCCACAGUUGAGACUGCAAGAAGCUUAUGUGCAGCUUUAGACUUAGUUAGUAGUGCUAGCUCUGUUGACAGCAGCUCAGAGUGUGCAGACAGAGGAGCUGCUCUGCAAGAAAGUAACAUUGAAAACCUCCAGAAUGGUUUGCAAGGUAAAACUGUGGCUGCUGGAGGUUUGAGGAAACAAGGGGAGGAGGGUCAAACUGUUUGCUCUAGCUGUUUGAAAGAAAAUGGGGUGUUAAAAGGAGCAGGUGUGAAGUUUUUGAAUAUGACAAAUGGACCACUAUCAGGAGGAGUGGAUGCCUCUCCAACUGAAGGUGGAGGAGAAAUGAAUGUUGGGGUCAACCCUCUCUUGAUGGCCCCAGUUCAUGCCAGCCAGGCAGUGUCACAGAGGGUCAGUCAUGUGGUUCUAGAGGACAGGGGGCUAGUUCUUUUAGAAAACCACGGACCAGAACGAAAGUUCAACGACUACCAGUUUUUCAGGGGCCACGGCAAAUAUUCUUUAGCCAAUGGACGGGUAUCUUUCACUGCAGAUAGGCCACUUGUUACAAAACGACCCAAAAUGGAAGACAAAGCUGUGGAUACUUCAGACCUGGAGCAGGAGGAUGAUCCCAUGGGUCUGGGGGAGAUAGAUUUGAUCACUGCCGCCCUGCUCUUCUGUUUAGAGGAGUCACGAGAGUGUAGGAGGAUUUCUGAUACAGUCUAUGUCAAUGGUUUUCAUGUCGACUUUGGCACACAGACUUUCACUUUCCCCGCAGCAAUCUUAGUAACAAACACUAGAGUGGGUGACAUGGCCUCUGCCUCUGCCUGCGACCACGCUGCCCCCCAGCUCCCCUACCCCAGCCCCUUCUGCACUUUGCGCCUUGGCCUUGUCCUUGAAGCCUUGGAGGUGGAGGCGGUCCCACACAACCGCUACCUCCCUCCUAACCCCCGCUACCAGCACAUGUUCCCCUUUGUCUGUGCCCAGUCAUUCCGCCGGGACCAGUUCUCAUCCCAUUUCACAAACGUCCAUGGUGACAUUCACGCUGGACUCAAUGGUUGGAUGGAACACCGCUGCCCCCUGGCUUAUUAUGGCUGCACAUUUUCCCAGCGGAGGUUUUAUCCAUCCACCCGGGGAGCCAAAGUAGUUCAUGACAAGAACCUCAGGUCCUUUGGGGUUAAGCCUUGCCCAGGGGGUAAACUUCCAUGUGACUCCAAGUCAGACCAAUUAAGUGGGCUUCCUAAUGAGAUUUUGUGGCACAUAGCAGGGUUUUUGGACAGUUUCAGCCUCUGUCAGCUGUCACUGGUGUCACGAACUAUGAGGGAAGUGUGUGCCAGUCUGCUGCAGACCAGAGGCAUCGUGGAACUGCUGUGGGAGCGGAGGCAAAGCCCUGGUGCUCCUGGCACUGUGACAUGGCAGAUCAAGAACAAAGUGAGUUGAAAACUUACUGAAAAUAUAUUGUUGUUUUUGUUUAAAGCCAACCGUUAUCAGUCUCUGUUCUCUUGUUAGAAACCACAUUUAGGCAAGAAUUGAAGUACUACUUGAGCUGUUAGGUGAAAUUUGAGGGUUGAUAAAACUUAGUAAAAUGUUGAAUUUAAAUGUAGAUCACUGAAGACAAAGUUUGAUAUUUUGUGAUAUUUGCUAUCUCCCUUGUUAGCUGAGAGAUAGCUGAAAACAUGCCACUCUCAAGUCUGGAUACCUAGCAGAAAGACAGUUUUGCCCAGUCCAAAGACUGAAGAGGUAGCCCAACUCUGUUCAAGUCCAAGUCAUUCAAUAGGCUCUGAAAUAGGCUCUAAAACAAUACCACUAUUUCUCCACUAGAAGUCAUGAAGGUGACAUUGUAAACCUCUAAAAAAACAGCUGUAAAACUAGUCCUGUAAAUGUUAGUGAGACUUGAAGAAUUUUCAACAUUUAGAGGUCCUGUACCACAACCAGAAAUUAUGGAUUGUCAUGAGGAUUUUGUGAAAACCUGAUGCAUUAAGUCAACAGGAGUCCCCUCAAGUGUCAGUGCAUGUAUCUUUCCAACCCCUGCUCUCUUGUUCUGUCUCAGGUGUGGAGAUUCACCACUGCCUUUAGCCCAGUGUUGUCAUGGGGUUUCACUGACCUUCCCAGCAUGUCGGACCACCUUAAAAAGUGCCCCCUCAAUGUAGUGGAGCACAAGACAGAGCCCGUACCUCUUCCUGCCAUGUGCACUGCACGAGAUGGACACUCCUUACGCCGUGUCCUGCGUCACGUCAACCACUGACCAAACUCAGCAGGACUCAGACAGCUGCAUCAAAUUCACUCCGGUAUUAUGUGGAUGUCGCAGUUUCUGUCUUGAUUCACAAUUAUUUCUUCCUGCACCACACUAGACUAUGAAAGCCUUAAUGAAUUAACACCUUAUCUAUCUGCCACAGUAAAAACUCUGCUGUCCCUGAGUGGAGGAAAAAAAAUCAGCAGAAAGCGUUUAGAAAUGCAUGUGUUUGUGCUGAAAAUACUUCCUUAUUCUGGUAAAAACAAAAAUGAAAAGAAAAAAAAAGUAUAUUUUCUUGAAGACAAAUGUGCACAGUAGAUGUAUAUUAUUCUCAAUGAUUCUCAGAGGAAGUGGAAUUUCAGUGUUCUGGCUAUCUGGCCUUUCAGUGGUAGCCAUGGGAAAAGCAGAUCAUUGGUUAUUUAGCAUUUUUUCCUGUGUCACAGAACUUAUGCCGGCACUUUACACAAGAUUUGCUAAUCCCUUGAAUGUUAACAUCAGGCACUGAAUGAUCUAGUGCUUCUGGUCACUGUCAGGUGUCACCCCUAUGCAAACUAUUCUGUCUAGAUUUAAAGGAUGUCAGUGAAAGAUUGAGUAGUUGGGUAUUAAUACGAGGAUAGUCCAAAAAUGCACUACAGUUUGCUACAAUUUAAUAAAGUUUUUGCUGCCUUGAA
Molecule: messenger RNA, 6537 nt
Organism: Xyrichtys novacula (pearly razorfish)
Lineage: Eukaryota; Metazoa; Chordata; Actinopteri; Labriformes; Labridae
Source: the annotation of a GenBank genome assembly